Molecule: messenger RNA, 2316 nt
Organism: Carya illinoinensis
Lineage: Eukaryota; Viridiplantae; Streptophyta; Magnoliopsida; Fagales; Juglandaceae
Exons: 1
Coding region: 1-2316 (771 amino acids)
Molecular function (GO): RNA-DNA hybrid ribonuclease activity; nucleic acid binding
Source: RefSeq, a predicted model, not a curated record
AUGCAUGCUCUUGGCUUUGAACAAAGGUGGACAGGCCUAGUUAUGCAGUGUGUAUCUACAGUUUCUUUUUCAGUCCUUGUCAAUGGCAGCCCGAAAGGUCCUUUCUAUCCAUCUAGAGGAAUUAGGCAAGGGGAUCCCUUAUCCCCUUACUUGUUCCUCUUGUGUACUGAAGGAUUGAUUAACCUAUUAAGAAGAAACGCUGAACCAGGCAAGAUUGAAGGGGUACGAAUCUGUAGAGGGGCUCCUCGUGUAAACCAUCUUUUAUUUGCGGAUGAUAGUGUAAUUUUCUGCCAAGCUGAUGGCCCCACUAAUGAAAAAAUUUUAUCUCUGCUGGAGGUGUAUGAGAAAGCCUCAGGUCAGUGCAUAAAUAAGGAAAAGACAGCGAUGGUUUUUAGUAAGAAUGUGGGGGAAGAGGUGAAAGCUAACAUUAUGUCAAAGUGGGGAGGAAGCAACACUCAGCAAUUUGAGAAGUAUUUGGGGCUUCCUCCCAUGGUGGGGAGAUCUAAACAAAGAGCAUUUGCAGGCAUAAAGCAACGACUGUGGCAGAAAAUCCAGAUGUGGAAGGGCAAUAUGCUUUCUCAAGGGGGAAAGGAAGUUUUAUUGAAAGCAGUAGCAAUGUCAAUUCCGACAUAUGCAAUGAGCUGCUAUUUAUUCCCUAAGUCCUUAUGUCAUGAAAUGGAAAUGAUGAUGGCCAGAUUUUGGUGGAGUAACCAGUCUCGGGAGAAGAAAAUUCACUGGGUGGGAUGGCAAAAACUGAGUAUAUCAAAGUUUAGAGGGGGAUUGGGGUUUAAAAAUCUGCAUGAUUUCAACAUGGCCCUCCUAGCAAAACAAGGUUGGUGCUUGCUCACGAAUUGUAACUCUCUCCUUUUUAAGAUGUUCAAAGCAAAGUAUUUUCCAAAAUGCUCCUUGUUUGAAGCAAAAAUUGGUUUUAAUUCCUCAUAUGUCUGGAAGGGGAUUCAUAGUGCCUUGGAUUUGUUAAAAUCGGGUUGUGCAAGGAGAGUGGGUAAUGGGGCAGCAAUCAGUGUUUUCAAGGACCAAUGGAUACCUGGAAUUAUACCCUCUGAAUUACAAAGUGGGCUCCAUGCCCCGAGCCAGUCGAAUCUGAAAGUGGAAGAACUAAUGGACAAUGGCACGGGCUGGUGGAAUGUUGAAAAACUAAGAACUCUCUUCAAUCCAAGAACAGUUUCCCAGAUUUUAAAGAUUAUUAUUGCUCCCAGUCAUGUAGAUUCUUGGUAUUGGUUGGAUGAAAAGAACGGCUUUUAUUCAGUCCGAAGUGGAUAUAGAAAGCUUCAGUUGGCAAGUGUACAAAACACAGGAGAGGGAUCCCGGGACCAACAAAUUGUCCCCUUUUGGAAGUGCCUUUGGAAGCUGAAAAUUCCUCUCAAAAUGAAGUUGUUUACAUGGAAAGCCUUUUUGGAUAUCCUUCCUACUUAUCAGAAUCUAAUGAAGAAGAAAAUCCUGGAGUCUGAAAUUUGCAUUUUCUGUCAUUUAUGUAGGGAGGAUGCUGCACAUGCUUUACUCUACUGUCCUGAUAUUUACCCUUUAUGUGUUCAGUUUCAACCUUUACUAGGGGAGAUAGGCUGUGGGAAACCUUUUUGGGAGGUUAUUCUUGAAGUGAAGAACAAGGGAAACGAAGAGGAUCUCAUGAAGUUUAUAGCGAUGGCUUGGGGCCUUUGGUAUAAAAGGAACAAAUUUAUAUAUGAUAAUUCUUCUCUACAGUUUUCCUCUGUUUUAUCCACAGCCCUAUCAAUGCAAUCAGAAUUCAAACAAGUGCAGAUCCUCAACAAGGGCAACCGAGAACUUCCAAAGGUUCUCAGCUGGAAACCCCCUCCUGAAGGUAGCCUCAAGAUUAAUAUAGAUGGGGCCAUUUUUGACGACUUUAACAAAGCUGGAGUUGGGGUGGUCCUGAGGGACCAAGCUGGACGUGUACUGGUGGCCUGCAGCAAGAGCGAGCCUGCUGUUCCUAAUCCUGAAAUUAUUGAAGCUACGGCAAUGCUGAGGGGACUUCAAUUCGGACUGCAGUGGGGAACUUCUAAAGUCUUGAUGGAAACCGACUGCUUGUUUCUAGUGAAAGCUCUAAAUUCCCAUUCAGAGAACCUAACCGAAUUUGCAUAUGUUUUGGCUGAAAUUAAAAGACUCAUGCUAUAUUUCCAGGAAAUUUCUUUUGUGCAUGUUAGCAGACAGGGAAACAACGUGGCUCAUUGCUUAGCAAAGUAUGCUAGGAAUGUUGAUGAUGUAAUUACAUGGUGGGAUGAAUGUCCUUCUUUUGUUUCUCAAGCUGUUUGGCUUGAUAGGCAUAUGCUUGUAAGGACUUGA